AUGGCUACAAAGCUGUCCCCGGAGAUAAUAAUCCAGAUCUUGAAGAACUUCGAAACCGUCGAAGAAGUUGUGGUCUGCGCGUCAGCAUGCAGGCAGUUCCAUGGAGUGUGGUUGUGCCAUGCUCCCCAGAUAAUAUGGACUAUUGGGCAGAGGCAGAUCCUGGCCUUCGAUGAUGCUUUGAUGGCAGUUCGAGCGACAGAAAUCGUGCUCGAAAGCUUCCAGAAAGAAGAAUUACCCCCAGACCCGUUCCCCCUUUCCACCUUGAGUGGUGGCGUUCGCAAGCCGUCGCUCAAAGAGUUCCAGCAGGUGCGCAACUUUGAGCAUCUGGCUAAGUGUGCCGAGCAGAUCUAUCAGGAAGGCGAGGAAGACUUGAAGAAUGAAAUACAACGUGACCAGCCAGACGGCACCGCACUGUGGGUUCUCUGGAGAGAGCGAUUCCACAGUUCCAUCUACCGAGUCCUCCUGGCAGGCGCCGUACUCUAUCGCGCAUACCAGGAACCGAUGUACUUGGCUGCGAAUUGGGGACUACCGAACUUUCUGAAAAAGUACGUCGAGGCAUUGGCAUCUGAUGACAUGUCGAGCGAGCCAGUGGGUGGAGACGAGCUCGAUUAUCUCAUGAUAUUUUACUCCUACAAUCUUGGAGAGAGCGGAAACGUUCAUGGCGGCUUCAAGACUCUGGCAGAGUUUCUUGUUCAGCAAGGCAAGAAGCGUGCACAACGGCAAAAGCUUCACGCGCACACCACAGCGAUCCUUCCCAAUUUCGCAGCGCCUCAAGGCCUUAGUGACUCAGAGGCGGCUGUUCUGUUCAUCGAAUUGUGUCAGCUGCUUUUUGCCGUGGAGGCUUUAGUUGGCAUUCAGGACAGGCAACCGAUCAUCGUCAAUGGGAACGGCUCCGAAGAACAUGGAAGGACUAGACUCGCACCGGAUCUUCUUUACAAGCCCGCCAGGACGAUUCCAGUUGUACUAUUCGGGACCUUUUUCCCGGAGUACAUCUCAACUCCAGCAGCGGCCGCCGAUGCAGUGGACUCUCAUCUCGUCGCUACUCCUGUCUCUCGUCCGUCACAGACAAGAUCAGGGGUUGGGUUUCAGCAUAUCUACCAGUUCCUGUAUGAUCUGCACCGAAUGGCGGGUCGUGACAAUGAAUUCUCCUCUCUAAACCCUGCGCCGUAUCCUCACUAUCAAUUCUUUGAGUACAUGUUUAGAGAAUACCUCGGUCUCCGGUUCGUUGAUAGUGAUUUCGACUGUCAUUCCGACGAGUUCAUUGAAGAUGGCUUCAUCUUCGCAGAACGAGAUAAUCUUCUCGCUGCCGCUGAGUAUGCUGAGACAAGCGAUACGACAGCCCUAGCUGCAUUAUUUGAGCCAGUAGCUUCAACUACUGGAAAGACUUGA
Aspergillus udagawae is the source of this 1389-nucleotide messenger RNA. RefSeq lists its product as uncharacterized. Lineage: Eukaryota; Fungi; Ascomycota; Eurotiomycetes; Eurotiales; Aspergillaceae. Bases 1 to 1389 code for a protein of 462 amino acids. The transcript is spliced from 2 exons. The record is from RefSeq and is a predicted model, not a curated record.